AUGCUUUCCAAUCACAACACCAUUAAUACACUCAACACUUAUCACUAUUUCCACUGUUUUUGGCCUAAAUGUCACUUCAAGACUCAUAGAAAAGAUAUUUUAGCUGAACAUCAAUUAAUUCAUUCAAAUUCAAAACAAUUUAAAUGUGAUUUUCAUAAUUGUAAUAAAGUAUAUACAUCAAAAGUUAGUCUAUUUUUGCACAGAACUAGUGUUCAUUUAAACGUGAGAUAUGUAUGCGAUUGGAGUGAAUGUCGCAAACAGUUUACUAGAAAACGAUCUCUACAUCACCACAAAAGUAGUGUUCAUUUGAAUGAAAGAAAAUUCAAAUGUAAUGAAGAAAAUUGUGGCAAAUAUUUCGCUGAAAAGUCAAAUCUAAUUCAACACCAAAAUAAUGUUCAUUUAAACGUGAGAUAUGUUUGCGAUUGGAGUGAAUGUCGCAAACAGUUUGCAAGAAAACGACAUCUAAAACAACACAAAAGUUGUGUUCAUUUGAAUGAAAAUAUGGCCUACAAGUUAAUUUGA
Messenger RNA from Oppiella nova, 522 nucleotides. The record is from the annotation of a GenBank genome assembly. Lineage: Eukaryota; Metazoa; Arthropoda; Arachnida; Sarcoptiformes; Oppiidae.